Messenger RNA from Thermothielavioides terrestris NRRL 8126, 2305 nucleotides. Its product is annotated as glycosyltransferase family 55 protein. The record is from RefSeq and is a predicted model, not a curated record. Gene Ontology annotation, biological process: mannosylglycerate biosynthetic process. Bases 430 to 2115 code for a protein of 561 amino acids. Gene Ontology annotation, molecular function: mannosyl-3-phosphoglycerate synthase activity. The transcript has a single exon. Gene Ontology annotation, cellular component: cytoplasm. Lineage: Eukaryota; Fungi; Ascomycota; Sordariomycetes; Sordariales; Chaetomiaceae.
GAGCUCACAGGAACGGCCAGGCUCACUUUCCCGCGCAAAGCGCCGUAAAGCAAGCCAGGAAAUUCUGGAAAAAAAAGUCUGGGAAGUCAGGAAUCGUGGCUGGGCUGCUGCAGCCAAGCUUGCUAGCGUGCCGCCGCCACGGGUCCGCCGACAUCAGGAUAAAUCGGGCGGCCGCUUGCUCGCGUGCGGCUUUUCGCACUGCUGUCGUGCGGCCCCCGUUUUGCUCCAGCCUUGGGACGGCUUGCCCGUGGCUUUGUGCCGCAGUCAUGCAGCCGGACUGUCGUGUGCCUUUCUGUUGGCUCUGCUUGGGACCGACGGCCAGGAGGUGACGGCGAUGUGGCCGCCCCUGGCUUUCUCUCUCUUUCUUUCUUUCUUUCUUCCUCCUCGUCGCCAUUUCAUUUUCAGCCUCUCGUCUGAACCGCCGCCGCCAUGUCAGCCACCCUCUUGAGCUCGCCUCUGCCAGCAAGCCACGCCGGGCCAACAUGGGCGCCAUCGUCAUCCUCCUUCCCGCAAAUCCCCAGCCUGGCACACACUGCUCGGACCGCACCUUUCAACCGGCCCGGGCUCGGGAACCAAUGCUACCGCUACCGAACAAGACCUUCUGCAACACGGUCCGGCAAGAUGCGACUGACGGCUCCCUCCAGAAGCCACAACUUCGGCUUGCUGCGCAUCGCCGAGGAGGUUCGCGUCGUCGAACUCGACGCCUACCGCGAGGGCCAGCCAACCACGAACAGCGCUGCCGGGAAGAGCACCAUCUGCUUCUCCGACGAGACGCUGGGCCACGUCUUGUCGAACAUGGCCGUGGUCGUCCCCAGCAAGGACGAGGAGCUCUCCGUCGUCCGGGACGUCAUCUCCGCCAUCCCCGCCCCCUGCGUGGUCAUCCUCGUCUCCAACUGCCCCCGGCGGCCGUCUGCCGACCCCUACCUCCAGCAGGUAGCGAUGCUCGAGGAAUUCGGCGGCUACGGAAGACAGGUGGUCGCCAUCCACCAGAAGGACGCCCGAGCGGCCGCUGCAUUCCGGGCGGCUGGCCUGCCGGAGCUGCUGGACCCGACCGACGGCACCAUACAGCACGGCAAGGGAGAGGGCAUGCUGCUCGGCAUCGCGCUUGCCGCAGCCCUCUGCCCCGAGCGGCGCUACAUCGGCUUCGUCGACGCCGACAACUUCAACGCCGGGUCCGUCAACGAGUACUGCAGGGCCUUUGCCGCCGGCUUCGCCAUGUCGCGCGACCCCGAGAUCGAGCACACCAUGGUGCGCCUGAAGUGGGCGUCCAAGCCCAAGCUGCGCCAGGACGGCCGCUACGAGAACGUGGCCGAGGGCAGGUGUUCGCGCAUCGUCAACCCGUGGCUGAACCGCGUUUUUGCUGCGAGCCGGGGCCGGCCGUCAGCAGCGACGGCCCUCGGCGCCGACGCUGAAUGUCCUUUCGUCACGACGGCCAACGCCGGCGAGCACGCCAUGACCAUGGGCCUGGCGCUCAAGCUCCGGAUCGCCGCCGGCUACGCCAUCGAGCCGUUUCACUUCGUCGACCUGCUCGAGCGGGGACAUCUCCUGCCGCUCUCGGAACCGGAGCCGGAGCCGCCGGGCCAGACGAACGGCCGCACAAUCGGCAAUAAGAAGAACGACGACAACCGCAGCACAGUCCUACCCACCAAUCACCGCAAGCCCGCCCCCGACCGGCCGCCCCGUGCGCUCGACCGACCGGUCAGCGUGCUCCAGGUGCGCACCAUCAACCCGCACUUCCACCGCGCCUCGGACGAGCACCACAUCCGCGGCAUGUGGGCCGCCGGCCUGGGCUGCAUCUACCACGGCCUGGCCGCGUACCGCUCGGCGCCCGACGAGGACAGGGACAGGGACAGGGACAGGGACAAGGAGAAGGACAAUGACGGCGGCGGCGGCGCCAUCGCCGAGCUGCGCGAGGAGAUGGUCCGCUUCGCCGACGGCGCCCUGCCCUGUCCCAGGAUAUACCCCGCGCUGGAGGACCUCGAUAUGGCUGUGUUUGUCAGGGAACUGUUGUUGAAAUCGACAACGGGUGGCAAGGAAGGGCAGACGCUCAGCGCGUUUGGCUUGGUGGAUGCCGCUGUCGGGCAGGAGGUGAAUGGGGAUGUGCACCGGGAGUGAGCGCUGCGAUACUUCUGGUUUUAAUAUUCCGCGCAGCUUUCGCUUUGUUACACUCAUCAACACGCCAGAGUUUUUGCAUGCAAAUAAAAAAAGUACAAUGUCUGCUCUGAAGAGUUCAGAGCUGGUAGUUUUUAAAAGAUAAUUAAGAGACUGAACGACAAUGAAUACCAACAGCAGUCGUUGGUUGGAA